Molecule: messenger RNA, 1854 nt
Organism: Cadophora gregata
Lineage: Eukaryota; Fungi; Ascomycota; Leotiomycetes; Helotiales; Ploettnerulaceae
Exons: 5
Coding region: 1-1854 (617 amino acids)
Biological process (GO): protein phosphorylation
Molecular function (GO): protein kinase activity; ATP binding
Source: RefSeq, a predicted model, not a curated record
AUGGCAGAGGUUUUCGGGAUCGUCACGGCAGUUCUAGGAUUGCUCCCUCUGUGUCGAGAUGGAAUAGGCAUGAUCAAAGAUGUAUUCGAUUCUGCAAGAACACUAGAGCUGGCAGUGGGAAGGCUAGAACUGCAGCAGGACCGAUUCGACGAAUGGAGAGACAUCUGGCGGGCUGAGGAUGGAGAACCAGACAUGAAAUUCGAGUCGUACGCGAAAGCUAAUCCAGCUUCUGGGAAGAGAGUCUUGCGUCAACUGGCCUUGAUGUCGCAAGCUUUGUGUGAUGCUCAUGCGCUGGAGGAUAAGUAUGGGAUUAAGCCAAGUCAUUGGCCUGAUCGAGAGUCCAAAGAUUUAUCAAGGUUUAGGUUAAAAGAAGGGGAGAACCUGACACUCGAAACUCAAGGGAUUUUCGUCGAGCGGUGUAAGAUGAACAUGGCUUUCAUCAAACGCUGCAAAUUCGUGUUCAGAAAGAAGGACGCCGUUUGGACCAGUCUGAUCGACUUGAUCAAAGAGUACAACGAGAAUCUUGCCACCUACGGACCUAAGUUCGAUUUGGAGAAGAUGCUCAAGGGAGAGUUCGAUAUCUUACGGAAGAUGCAACUUGUAGAACUCAAGCGACGAGCAGAAGCCGCGGGCUACGAGGCGAGACACUCCCUCCCAGAUGGUGAUAAUGUCGCACGAUACCAGGAUAUGUCCCUUGCAGCACAGUUCAGCUCUGUGAUCAAAUAUGAGCGGAAGCAUGCCGCAUACAAGUUCACGAUGAGAGACUUCCGUCUCGAUCCUUCCUACGCUGUCUCAUCUUCUGGCUCAUCAACUAUGGCGCUUCUCUUUGACUAUCCUGUUCGCAAGGAGAACCGAGUGGUACUGAUCGAAUGGAUCGAUAAUUUGGACCGUGAUCAAGAACGGGAUACGAGAAUCAAGACUCUCAUGCUGGCAACUCCUAAGCCUGAUCGCUUACUCCUCCCGAAAUGCUACGGCAUGGUUGAAGAUCCAGUUGCAAGGAGAUAUGGUCUUGUCCUAGCACCACCGCCGCAUAUUCGUUCUAACUUACCCCAAAUAAUGGCUGCGGGUGCAAUCUCAAAAAAGCGAAUGCCAGUAUCAUUGACCGAGCUGCUGGAGAAGAGACAUCCUGCACAUCAAGAGACACUAGAUCUUGGCAUCCGAUUUCGCUUAGCUAAGAAGUUGGUUGAAGCUGUCAACAUGAUGCACUGUGUUGGAUGGGUUCACAAAAACAUUCGUUCGAAUUCCAUCCUCUUCUUCCCAGCAGCCAACAUUCCCUCCCAUGGCCCUCCAGGGCCAGCCUCCGGAAUCCCUCAACCCCUUGGUUUCGACAACCCACUCUUCGUCGGCCUCGGCAACGCACGCAUCGACGACCUCAUCAACGACCCCGAUCCCUACUAUCCAACUGAAACCCACGAACCCAUUUAUAUCUCCGAACACGGUCAACGCCUCGUCCGCAUCACCGCUCCUCCCCACCACAGCAACGAACUCACCACGACUCGUCGUCCCAAAGACAUUAACCUAGACUAUUACCAGCACCCCGAUAAGCGGUGGAACCCAUCUGUGCGGUAUUCUCGUGCACACGACAUCUACAGUGUCGGUUGCGUGUUGUUGGAGAUUGGACUGUGGGAACCGCUGCAUGAGGUUGUGGAUGUGGAGGAUGAGGAUUUUGAGCGGGUAAGGAGGGGAUUUCAGAGUUUGACGUUGAGGCUUGAGGGGUUGGCGGGGUCGAUUUAUGGGAGUGUUGUGAGGAGGUGUUUGGCAGUUGGGACGAGGGAGAGGAGUGAGGGUGAAGGGAGGGAAUUAUCGAGGUUUUUUGCGGGGCUGGCGGCGGAGUUGGAUAAGUGCUGGGCCUGA